GCUGUCUAUCGAAUCGUUGCAAUUGAUGUUUGAUCUCGAAGAGAAGGAAGAGAUCUUCAAAAAGUAGGUUUUUAUGAUCCGAUAAAGAAUCAAACUUGUUUAAAUGUUCCAGCUAUUCUCUAUUUCCUUGAAAAGGGUGCUCAACCAACAAGAACUGUUUAUGAUAUUUUAAGGAAGGCGGAAUUCUUUAAAGAAAAAGAAAGAACUUUGAGUUAAUUGAAGAACUAAAUGAAUCAAAAAGUAGGAUAGGAGAAGAUUAUUAGUAUUCCUAGUUGUCUAAUUAUUUAGACACAAUUUACCUCUUUUUUAAUCCUAUUUGGAUUUAUAUUAUAUCGUGCCAAUUCAACAUAAGCCCCUAUUUUAUUUACUUUUUCUAUCUAAUUUGUUUUCUUACCAUUGUAUUUCCAUUGACAAAGGUCUAUUGAACAAAUAGAAUUUGUAGAUAGAUGGGUCUCUUUAUCCUCACUCCAUAUUCAAUUUUUCCGCCUACACUUCGCUCAAAUGAUAAGGGUGUUCCUCUUGCAUGUAUUCUCAUACAAUAUAAUAUAUAUAUUUUUUUAAUAAAAAUCGCUAAAAAUAAGGAGAAUUUGGCCAUCGUAAUUAGGGUCGCUCUUUUUUUAACUUUACUUUAGUGGAAUUUAACCGGACCUGUUCGUUUUGGCAUUUGAGUGUUUUUCAUGGUCGAUAAAAAAAUCUUUUGAUGUCUUGCUAGUUCAAUGUUUUGACAGAAGCGCGCGGUGUAAUUCCAUUGAUUUUUGGAUUUCGAUCGUAUCUAAGAUCCUUUUUUUAUCUGGGUUGCUAACUCAAUGGUAGAGUACUCGGCUUUUAAGUGCGACUAUGAUCUUUUACACAUUUGGAUGAAACAACAAAUUCGUCCAGACUCUUGGUAGAGUCUAGAAGACCACGACUGAUCCUCAAAGGUAAUGAAUGGAAAAAAUAGCAUGUCGUAAUAAAAUCAAUCUUUUUUGAAUGGAAUCCAAAAUUACGAUUUUCUGGGUCUAAUGAAUAAAUGGAUAGAGCCUGGCUCCAAUUCUGGUAAAAUAAAAAGCAACGAGCUGAACUUCCUAAUUGGAAUGAUUCCCCGCUCUAAUUAGACGUUAAAAAUAGAUUAGUGCCGGAUGCGGGGAAAGGUUGGGUUUUCCUAUGAGUGGACCCUUUAUUUUUUCUUUUUUUAUAGAAAUCCUAAUUAUUCUUGAUUAUGGAUUGAAUAAGGGAUGUUAUGGAUUGAAUGUGUAAAAGAAGCAGUAUAUUGAUAAAGAGGCUGUAUUCCAAAGUCAAAAGAGCGAUUGGCCUGCAAAAAUAAAAAACUUGUUCUGUUCUUUUUUUUAAUUAGAACAAACAUAAACUAAUUGGGUAGAAAAGGAGCAGAAAAAGAUCUGUGGAUUAGACUCCCUUUCUUUCCAGGGUUUGUAUUAAAAAUGCAACACCCUGUUCUGACCAUAUUGCACUAUGUAUCAUCAUUCGAUAAACCGAGAAAUGCUUCUUCUCUCUGAUUCAAGUAGAAAUACAAAUGGAAAAAUUCGAAGGGUAUUCAGAAAAACAUAAAUCUCGUCCACAAUACUUUGUCUACCCACUUCUCUUUUAGGAAUAUAUUUAUGCAUUUGCCCACCAUUAUGGAUUAAAUGGUUCUGAACCUGUGGAAAUAGUUGUUAGUUGUAAUAACAAGAAAUUUAGUUCACUACUUGUGAAACGUUUAAUUAUUCGAAUGUAUCAGCAGAAUUUUUUGGAUAACUCGGUUAAUCAUCCUAACCAAGAUCGAUUAUUGGAUUACAAAAAUUAUUUUUAUUCUGAGUUUUAUUCUCAGAUUCUAUCUGAAGGGUUUGCGAUCGUUGUGGAAAUCCCAUUCUCGCUACGGGAAUUAUUUUGUCCGAAAGAAAAAGAAAUACCAAAGUUUCAGAAUUUACGCUCUAUUCAUUCAAUAUUUCCCUUUUUAGAAGACAAAUUUUUGCAUUUGGAUUAUCUAUCACAUAUAGAAAUACCCUAUCCUAUCCAUUUGGAAAUCCUGGUUCAACUCCUUCAAUACCGUAUCCAAGAUGUUCCAUCUUUGCAUUUAUUGCGAUUCUUUCUCAACUAUUAUUCGAAUUGGAAUAGUUUUAUUACUUCAAUGAAAUCCAUUUUUUAUUUUCAAAAAGAAAAUAAAAGACUAUUUCGAUUCCUAUAUAACUCUUAUGUAUCAGAAUAUGAAUUUUUUUUGUUGUUUCUUCGUAAACAAUCUUCUUGCUUACCAUUAGCAUCUUCUGGAACUUUUCUGGAACGAAUCCACUUUUCUAGGAAGAUGGAACAUUUUGGGAUAAUGUACCCUGGUUUUUCUCGGAAAACCCUAUGGUUCUUUAUGGAUCCUCUUAUGCAUUAUGUUCGAUAUCAAGGAAAGGCAAUUCUUGCAUCAAAAGGCACUUUUUUUGAAGAAGAAGAAGAAAUGGAAAUGCUACCUUAUCAAUUUCUGGCAAUAUUAUUUCUGUUUUUGGACUCAGCCGCGAAGAAUCCAUAUAAACCAAUUAGCAAACUCUUGCUUCGAUUUUAUGGGGUACCUUUCAAGUGUACCAAAAAGUUCUUUGUUAGUAAGGAAUCAAAUGCUGGAGAAUUCAUUUCUAAUAGAUACUCGAAUGAAAAAAUUCGAUACCAUAGUCCCCGCUACUCUCCUCAUAGGAUACUUAUCAAAAGCUCAAUUUUGUACUGGAUCGGGGCAUCCUAUUAGUAAACCCAUUUGGACAGAUUUAUCAAAUUGGGAUAUUCUUGAUCGAUUUGGUCGGAUAUGUAGAAAUCUUUUUCAUUAUCAUAGUGGAUCUUCGAAAAAACGGACUUUGUAUCGACUAAAGUAUAUACUUCGACUUUCAUGCGCUAGAACUUUAGCUCGGAAACAUAAAAGCACGGUACGAACUUUUAUGCAACGAUUGGGUUCGGCAUUUUUAGAAGAAUUUUUUAUGGAAGAAGAGCAAGUUUUUUCUUUGAUGUUCACCAAAACAACUCUUUUUUCUUUCUGUGGAUCACAUACUGAGCGUAUUUGGUAUUUGGAUAUUAUACGUAUCAAUGACCUGGUCAACCCUCUUAAUUAAUCAUUAGACGAAAUUAAGAAACAGGAAAGGGUUGAUAAAUGAUCAAGAAAAAACUUUUCUAUUUUUCAUUCUGAAAUGUUCUUUUUAUUAUAAUAAAGAGUAGGUGAAUCAACUUACUAAUUAAAAAAAUUAGUAGAACUUCCUCUUUGGAAUAGAAAUUGGCUAUUUCUACAUAGGGAAAGUCGUGUGCAAUGAAAAAUGCAAGCACGAUUUGGGGAGGGAUUUUUCUCUAUUGUAACAAGGAAGAAUUAUCUACUCCAUCCGACUAGUUCCGGGUUCGAGUCCCGGGCAACCCAUAUAGAAAAGACUCAUCAAAGUU
Messenger RNA from Aegilops tauschii subsp. strangulata, 3372 nucleotides. The record is from RefSeq and is a predicted model, not a curated record. NCBI's taxonomy places the organism in Eukaryota, Viridiplantae, Streptophyta, Magnoliopsida, Poales, Poaceae.